This is a messenger RNA of Chara braunii, 1680 nucleotides long. The record is from the annotation of a GenBank genome assembly. Lineage: Eukaryota; Viridiplantae; Streptophyta; Charophyceae; Charales; Characeae.
AGAGUAUAGAUAAAUCGGUAUGUGCACUACCCUGCGGUAGGCAUCAAAGAGUGACCUAGCGCAGAUUGUGUACAGUUUUGUAGCUUAUGAGUGACAGGGAUACCACUAGUGAGGACGACCGGAUCUUGCGAUCGGCUAAAUGCUCGAUUGCCCACGUGGCAUUAGGACCCGAGGGUGAUAGGUUACUGUUCCGCCAGCUUAGGGAGAGGCAGCAGCAACAACGGAGAGCUAGGGUAGCGGAGGCCAACAGGGCAUUCGCAAGUGAAGCCGCUGCUUUAGCAGCCAUGGCAACCGCUGCGCAACAGAGUUCCCAGACCAGCAGUUCAGGGGCCGUAGGGUCAACGGUCGCGCAGACCCUGAGUCAGUCCACUGGCGUCAUGGCAAGCCAACCAAUAGUGUUAACUUCCGAUGAGAUCGCCAUACAGCAGGCAGCACUGCAGGAGGCGCAACUACAAAAGGCCUUAGGAGAGAUAAAGGCGGAGAAGGAAAGGAUGAUUAGAAGAAGAGCCAGGAUGCAGCGGAGACAAGCUGACGUUAGCGAGAAUCAGUUGGUAGGUGAGGCCAACAUCAACAUGCACAACUUCCCCUCGUUUAGCAAGAAGGCCCUAGACCUUGAAGCAAAGAUAGGGCAUGGUCAGACUCCCACGACGGAUGGUAGGAAGAAGUCAUUGCCUCCCAACUGGAAGGCGAAGGGCCGCAUUAUGUUCGUUGACAACAAUGGUUUUACCAUCGAGUUGGACGAUGACUUCCAGGCGGGAGUGGGUUCAGAGAGGGACAAGCCACGUACACAGGCUCCUCUUGGGCUUCUAAAGCCCCUUCCGAUUCCGGAAAGGCCUGGUGAGAGUUUGUCCAUGGACUUCAUGGAUAUGCUGGUCACCAGCAAGAGUGGAAUGCGUUACGUCUAUAUCAUUGUGGAUAGAUUUAGCAAGUACGCUAGGUUAGUCGCAAUGCCGACAACAACUAAAACGGAGUAUGUGAUUAAACUGUUCAAAGAGAACUGGGUCAAAGAUUUUGGAUUGCCAAAGUCUUCAGUCAGUGACCGUGAUGUGCGAUUUACUAGUGAACUGUGGAAGACCGCAGCUGCAGAGCAGGGAACGCAGCUGCAGAUGACAUCAGGGAACCAUCCAGAAGCGAAUGGGCAAGCAGAGCAGUUAAACCGCGCUGUACAACACCUGCUGAGGGACUACAUCAAGCCUAAUCAGGUAGACUGGGAUGAGAAACUUGCUCUCAUCGCCAGCCUGUACAAUAAUGUUGUACACAGCGCAACGGGAAUGAGCCCGAACAGCCUGCUACUGACGUUCAAGCCUAGACUGCCUUCGGAUUUCCUACUACCUAAGAACCAGCCUUCUGCUGCACCAGGAACCUUAGAGUUCGCGUAUCAAUAUGAGCAUCUGAUGCAGCUGGCUGUUGAAUAGAUGCAUAAGGCACAGGCAGCGAUGAUAGAGUCAGAGAACAAGCACCGCCGCCCAUCUACAUUUCAGGUAGGGGAGAGAGUCUGGGUCAAGUCCUCAAAACUGGGACAGGAGCACGGGAUCUCCCGCAACCUCACGCCACAGUACUUUGGACCAUGGGAGGUCCUAGAUGUCAUAGGAGAUGAACCGGAUGGACCAUCAUAUGUUAUUCGCAUCCCUGGUCACUUACGAACAUACCCUGUUUUUCACGCCUCUAAGCUUACACCGU